Molecule: messenger RNA, 1677 nt
Organism: Fraxinus pennsylvanica
Lineage: Eukaryota; Viridiplantae; Streptophyta; Magnoliopsida; Lamiales; Oleaceae
Source: the annotation of a GenBank genome assembly
AUGGGUGAUGAUACUGUUCCAAGAGUUCAAUCAUCAGUUGGGGCUUCAUCAUCUUCUCUCCUUAAGCAAUCCCCCUUUCUAGUGAAUCAACUUGAUGUGCCUUUGCUAAAUACUCCACAAUUUCGCAGUCAGAUGCGACAAUUUUCCCCUAAUAUGACCGCGGACAAUAGUGUUAAAAGAGUUGGCAUUCCACCUUCCUAUCCACAAAUGCCACCUAUUUCGCCCUACUCACAAGUUCAGGUUAACCGCCCUUCGAAUCAGCAAAUGGGUAUGCAGAAUUUUAGUCCUAGUGCAGGGCCAUCACACUCGCGUUCAUUAUCACAACCGUCAUUCUUUUCUCUUGAUUCCUUGCCGCCCUUAAGUCCUUCACCUUAUCGAGAGUCACCCGCUACUUCAAUUUCUGACCAAGUAUCUGCUGAUGCAUCAAUGGAGGAGAGGGAUGGGAACCUACAUUCAUUGUUGCCGCCUUCGCCUUUCACAAGGGGUGGUUCAUUAAGGGGCGGGGAGGGUCUUCCUCCUAGUAAGGCACAUAGAAGGUCUAAUAGUGAUGUCCCUUUUGGGUUCUCUACCAUGAUGCAGCCACCACCACUUAUUCCGCUAAGGAGCCCCGGUGCUUUGGAGAGGUUACAAGAGAAUUCGGGGGCUAAACCUGUGCAAUUGGUUAAACGGGAGUCGAGCUGGGAGAAAGGUGGUGGGAGCAACGUUGAAGGAAUGGGGGAGAGGAAAUCUGAAGGGGAAAUUGUAGAUGAUCUGUUUUCUGCUUAUAUGAAUUUGGACAGCAUUGACGCCUUUAACUCUUCUGGUACUGAUGAGAAGCUAGGAAAUGAAAAUCGUGAAGAUAGUAGGGCUAGUGGUACAAAGACAAAUGACAGUAGUGAUAAUGAAGCCACAAGUAGUGUCAAUGAGAGUGGCAACAAGAUUCAGAGACCGAGGGAGGGGAUCAAAAGGAAUGCUGGGGGUGAUAUUGCUUCAACCACUCGACACUACAGGAGUGUCUCUAUGGAUAGUUUUAUGGGAAAUGUGAACUUUGACGAGUCACCCAAGUUGUCUCCUUCUCCGGGAACAGGCGCAGGUCAACUUUCACCAACCAAUUCAAUUGACGGAAAUUUAAACACCUUUAGCUUGGAGUUUGGUAAUGGUGAGUUUAGUGGGGCUGAACUCAAGAAGAUUAUGGCAAAUGAGAAACUUACAGAGAUAGCAAUAAGUGAUCCCAAGCGGGCCAAAAGGAUCUUGGCCAACCGUCAAUCUGCUGCUCGUUCAAAAGAGCGAAAGAUGAGAUAUAUAGCGGAGUUGGAACACAAGGUCCAAACUUUGCAGACUGAAGCCACCACAUUGUCUGCCCAACUUACUCUACUUCAGCGGGAUUCUGCUGGACUGACAAGCGAGAACAAUGAGCUGAAGUUUCGCCUGCAAGCCAUGGAUCAACAGGCACAGCUUCGGGAUGCAUUAAAUGAAGCAUUAAGAGAGGAGGUACAGCGUUUGAAGAUUGCAACUGCUGAACUAAGUGGAGAUUCAUCCAAAUUUCAGCAGCUUUCACUUAACCCCUCAAUGUUCCAAUUACGCCAGCAGCAGGCAACUCAAGUUAACAUGCAACAAUUGCAGCAGCAGCAGCAGCAGCAAUCUCAGCCACAUCAACAGAAUGGUAAUACAUCGAAAAAAAGUGAAUCGAAGCAAUAG